ACAAUUGUUGACUGCAGCUUCCUGGUUGGCCUGCAGGUGUGCUCGAUAAACAACCAGCAUAUACUACAUGAGUGGGGCUACCCUGUGAAUCAUGACAAUUAGAGUAGACUCCACCCGUACAGACACUCGCAUCAUCAAAACACGCGCUCACAAUUUUUUUUCCAAGAAGUCGCGCGGAGUUUAGAAUUUGUACACAGAGCUGUGGCGGGAGACAGAGGACAGAGCAAGGCAGCUGUCGGGUCUUAUUAUUUGAGCUGUGACAAAACAAGAGGAGCAACACGAAACUAGUAUUGAUGAUAAAGGGUUCUACGAUGGACGACUUCGGAGUUUAUGCGGUCUUCGGAGUUAACGGGCCUCCUCAGAGGCUGCUGAGUGCUGAAGGUUCAUGUCGAGUGGCUGUUGCGGUUCCCCCUAGUGUCCGCCAGGUGGUGCUGUUCAGCAGCGGGCCAUGGGAGCAGAGACUGUGUGUCAACGCAGAGCUCAACGACACUGACAGGAUGCCCAUCACUAUUGGAAAGCUCACCCCAUAUAACAAGUGCCUGUCAUGGGAGCGGUGGGAAGAGGAGACAUGGACAGACAGUGUUAUACUGAAUGUCACUCUGGAAGGAGGAAACCUGGUAAAUUCUGAUUGGUCAGAGCCAGAGCUCAUCCUGGCUGUGACAGAGUACACACCAAAGGAUACCAUGGCUCCCCUCACAGCCCGGGAGCUCAACGGUAAGAGGAAGAGAGAGCAACCUUCAGAGGACGAAGGUGACAUGUUGAAGAUGACCAAGAGAGGGGAAGAAGAGAACCUGUGUCCAAAUGGGGGCGUGGUGGAGAAGACAACACCUGUGCGAAAGGGAAAAGGUCAAAUCAAGGGUGGGCAGAAGCUUUUCACUGGUGGAGGAGAUGCAGCUAAACUCAAGGGAACAGGAGAGGCGCAGGGGAUUGUGGGAAGAACGCCUCCUCAGAGUGCAGCCAGGACGAAGAGUAGGCAGGCCAAGACUCCCACACAGACUGCCCCGUUGGUCACCCCGUCAGGUCGCUGGGGCCAGACUCUGUGUCCUAUUGAUGCUCAGACAGCUAUUCUGAUUGGAGGCCAGGGAGCCAGGAUGCAGUUCUGCAAAGAUCCCAUGUGGAAGCUUUGCACAGAGGAUGUGUCCUGGGUUGCAGCUGAGACUUUGGCAGAGGGUCCAACACCAGAAGCCAGAAUCGGACACACAUCUAUCUACGACCCUGACUCCAGGCGAAUCUUUGUGUUUGGAGGCUCCAAGAACAAGAAGUGGUUCAAUGACGUUCACAUUCUUGACACACAGAGCUGGAAGUGGACGAUGGUGGAGGCUCAAGGGAAGGUUCCUCCUCUGGCGUACCACAGCUGCAGCAUGUUUCGAGGUGAGCUGUUUGUCCUGGGAGGGGUAUUUCCUUGCCCUAACCCUGAGCCUGACGGCUGCAGUGACUCUCUGUAUAUCUUUGACCCCAACCUCUCCAUCUGGUACCAACCUAUCGUAACUGGAGACAAACCUUCUCCCCGCUCAGGUCACUCUGCAUGUGUUAUGCAGGAGAGGAAGAUCUAUGUCUUUGGUGGAUGGGAUACUCCUGUCUGCUACAAUGACAUGUACAUGUUGGACCUUGGUCUGAUGGAGUUUUCUGCUGUUAAAACAACUGGGAAAGCACCUUCUCCACGAAGUUGGCACGGGAGUGCUGUGCUCUCAGAGACAAAGUUCCUGAUCCACGGAGGUUAUAACGGAAACAACGCCCUCAGUGACACCUUCAUCUUUGAUACAGACACCAACAGCUGGACCAAGGUGACACUCCCUCAGCUCUCUGUCCCCAGGGCGGGGCAUUCCAUCAUCACCAUGGACACAGACGCUCACCACUUCAUCUUAGAGGAGAGUAAAAAUGUGAAUAAGAACCCAGGAUCCGUCAGCAGAACCUUACUGGUGUUCGGAGGUGGAGACAAUGAGGGCAACUUCUACUCCGACCUCACGACUGUCGCUGUGGAGGAAUUGCUCGCUGCUAUUUAAAGAGAGUGAGUCAGAGGUGAAUCCUCACUCCCUGUCAGCAUGUGAAGCUGUUUGAACACCCCCACAGACUUUUUAGUAUUUAUAUUCCUACAAUGUGUCGUGGUUUGCUUUUGUUGGCUCUUUUUUUCCCUCUUAUGUAAACUAUGAAAAUGGACUGUGGCAGUAGGAGCACGUAGGAAGAACAAUUUGACAACUUGAGCAUUUUUUUCAAAGACCUCACAAUUCAUCUACCACUUUCAUGUACCACAAAUCUGGAAUGAGAGAGCCUUUUUUUGGGUAUGCAUAAAAGAAGAAUGAUAAGAAUGAUCCUGUUUUAAGAAAUGUAAUACUUUUGAUAUUUUAGUCAUAAGGGCCAUUACUUAAUUCUUCAUGUACAUAGCUUUUGACAUGUUUCCUCAGGUAAAAUAUAUACUUCUUUUUGGCUUGUUUUUACUCAUGAAUACUUUGGGUUCCUGAAUUCCUGUUAGUUGCAGUUUAUAAUUGUGUUACCUGAGUUUUCAUAUACUCAAAAUCAUCGGUUGUGUUUGUUUUCAUCAUCACCUCCAAUGUUUUGUAUGUACUGUAAAAAAAAUCUCCAAUAAUGUUCCUUGCUUUUCUAUUUUA
This is a messenger RNA of Notolabrus celidotus (New Zealand spotty), 2606 nucleotides long. RefSeq names its product kelch repeat-containing protein (gene krcp). Gene Ontology annotation, molecular function: protein binding. NCBI's taxonomy places the organism in Eukaryota, Metazoa, Chordata, Actinopteri, Labriformes, Labridae. The record is from RefSeq and is a predicted model, not a curated record. The transcript has 13 exons. Bases 294 to 2003 code for a protein of 569 amino acids.